UGUCAGCUUCCUUUCCUUGUUUUUAUCACUCAUCAUGCAUAGAGGGAUUUGUCUAACGCAAUUAUUGCUUUCUCAGUAACUUUGCGAAUAUAUAGUGAUUGUACUGUAAUCUAAAUUUAGCAUUUUUGCCGUACUAUCCAGGACAUUAGGAAUCUUAACGGCAAUCUCUCAGUCUGCUGCGUUAGUUGGGCCAGUUGUUAGCUUCGACAGCUAACAAACUAGCCAAGCCUUGUACAGGUGACUUGUCUCAGAAGUGGCCUCUCCCACUUCGUUGUGGUGUCCACCCUGGCAACAUUUUUGGACUUGCAAAAGGAGUUAUCGGACAUAUACUACAAACAGUGGCUUUUUGCUUCAUUCACAGAACGGAUUUCGUCGUUUCCCCCGUUCAAAUCCAGUUAGCCGCCUUCCCCAGUAACGAUUACCUCCGUCUGAAUCUGGGCCUUUUGCAUGUAGCCUUCUAGCUCAGUCUAUCGUUAGGCUUCUCGAUGGCGUCGGACACAAGUGACACUGAGGAAUUUUAUGAUGCUGCCGAAGAUGUUAACUUCUCUCCCUCUGCAAAUGCUUCACCUGCAAAAUUCGUCCUUCCCAGUUCUCAGGCUGCUAAGGAGUCCUUGGAGCAGGAGGUAGCAGCAGGAUUGGCAUUGCCGGAGUCUCGCAAUGACGACUCCCUAAAGAUCAUCGACAGCAUUAUUGAGGAGAGCCAGAAGGACAACGGUGCCCAGGACCUCCUCCAUGGGGAGGCCGGCAGGAGGCCGGAGGAGGAGAGGCCGAGAGCAGACGACCACCAGGGGGCAGCAUCAUCAUCCGCAGCAGCCAGCGCCCCCAGCGCCGCCCCAGAGUUCCUCUCAGGGCUGGUGACCGCGUCCACAUCCGCAUCCGGCAGCCAAUCAGACCAGCAGCCUGGCAGGGCGGCGGAGCAGGGUUCGGAAGAUGCUGGGUUGCCCGCGGCAGCAGCAGGUGUGGAGGUGUGCGUGCCAGCAGUCGCACCCGAGGCCGCCCAGGAUCAUGCUGCUCAACCGCCCCCACCUCCAGACAUCACCAGCACGCUCGGCGGACGCACCCCCAGGUCCGACUCGCAGUGCGCCGGUGGGGGAGGAGGAGUGCCUGAAUCGGACCCCAGCCCGGCCGACCUCCUGCAGCAGUUCCCUCUGGCGGACAACAACAGGCCCCAGCUGGAGCAGCCGGACCACCAGGAUCAGAACCAGGAUGUGGGUCAGGAUGAGGACGCCGAUCAGGACCCCGCGGGCGGGCCCUCCAAGCCGCCCAGGCAGUUCGCCGUGGAGCCCGACAUCGUGGCCAGCACCAAGAAGGCACCGCCCUCCAGACCGCCCCUCCCGUCGGGAGCCCCGCCGCCCCGGCCGCCGCCCCCCUCGCGACCCACCCUGCCCCCCAGCAAGAGGUCCCAGGACGCCCUCCGGCCCAGCGUGCUCGCCGUGUCGUCGGAGGUGCUGGAGGAGCCGUGUGGCCUGGUGUCCCCCAGCUCGACGGUGCGCUCCCUCACCAAGGAGCUGCAGCACUCACUCGACCUCGCUAGCGCCACCAGCGGGGAGAAACUCGUCACUGCACAGGAGAAUGACGAGCAGGAGUGCAGUCCCAGUGGCAGCGAGACACCAGGACCUCAGAGACCGCGAUCCAACUCCGGCCGAGAACUCACAGAUGAGGAGAUCCUGGCGAGUGUGAUGAUUAAGAACUUGGACACAGGAGAGGAGAUCCCUCUGAUCCAGGCGGAGGAGAAACUGCCCACCGGCAUCAACCCCCUCACACUACACAUCAUGCGGAGAACUAAAGAAUACAUCACGAAUGAUGCUGCCCAGUCGGACGAUGACGAUAAGUCUGCAGCACCUCUUACGGACACAGACGGCGGAAAGCUGAAACAAAAAACCAUGCAGUUUAAGAAGUUCCUGGGCAAGUCUGUGAAGCGAGCCAAGCACCUGGCGGAGGAGUACGGUGAGAAGGCGGUGAACAAGGUGAAGAGCGUUCGCGACGAGGUCUUCCACAACGACCAGGACGACCCCUCGUCCAGCGACGACGAGGGCAUGCCCUACACGCGGCCCGCCAAGUUCAAGGCGGCCCACAGCUUCAAGGGGCCCUUCGACUUCGACCAGAUCAAAGUGGUGCAGGACCUGAGCGGAGAACACAUGGGUGCCGUGUGGACCAUGAAGUUCUCCCACUGUGGCCGCCUGCUGGCCACCGCAGGGCAGGACAACAUGGUCCGGAUCUGGGUACUCAAGAACGCCUUCGACUUCUUCAACAACAUGAGGAUCAAAUACAACACGGAAGGUCGCGUGUCUCCUUCCCCAUCUCAGGAGAGUUUGUGCUCCUCCAAGUCUGAUACGGAGGGAGCGAUGGGCUGCGGGGUGCCAGAGGACCCAGACAUGGAGGACCGUAACGCCCCCUUCCGGCAGGUUCCCUUCUGUAAAUACAAGGGACACACCGCCGAUCUGCUGGACCUGUCCUGGUCGAAGAACUACUUUCUGUUAUCCUCCUCUAUGGAUAAGACGGUGCGGCUCUGGCACAUAUCCAGACGAGAAUGCCUCUGCUGCUUCCAGCACAUAGACUUUGUCACCGCCAUCGCAUUUCACCCCAGGGACGACCGCUACUUCCUGAGCGGCUCUCUAGACGGCAAGCUGCGGCUGUGGAAUAUUCCGGACAAGAAGGUGGCGCUGUGGAACGAGGUGGACGGCCAGACGCGCCUCAUCACCGCCGCUAACUUCUGCCAGAACGGCAAAUACGCCGUCAUCGGCACCUACGACGGACGCUGCAUCUUCUAUGACACAGAGAGAUUAAAGUACCACACACAGAUCCAUGUGCGCUCUACGAGAGGGAGGAAUCGCGUGGGCCGCAAGAUCACGGGCAUUGAGCCUCUACCAGGGGAGAACAAGAUCCUGGUGACGUCCAAUGACUCCCGUAUUCGGCUGUAUGAUUUAAGGGAUCUGUCCCUCUCUAUGAAGUAUAAGGGCUAUGUCAACAGCAGCAGCCAGAUCAAAGCCAGUUUUAGCCAUGACUACUCCUUCAUCGUGAGUGGCUCGGAGGAUAAGUACGUCUACAUAUGGAGCACCUACCAUGACCUCAGCAAGUUCACCUCCGUCAGGAGAGACCGCAAUGACUUCUGGGAAGGCAUCAAAGCCCAUAAUGCCGUGGUGACGUCGGCCAUCUUUGCGCCGAACCCCGCUCUCAUCGUGCCCCAGGAGCCGGGAAGCACCGAGAAGCCUGAACCAGAGGUCAAGCCCACCGACCCCGACGACUCAGAAACCAUUCCAUCAGGAGCCCUUAAAACCGACCACAGUGAAGUUCUCCUCUCGGCAGACUUCACUGGCGCCAUUAAAGUUUUCAUCAACGUCAAGAAAUACUGACGCGCCUCCUCGUCCUCUUCUACAGAAGUACUGAAGCUCCUCCUCCUC
This is a messenger RNA of Engraulis encrasicolus (European anchovy), 3401 nucleotides long. RefSeq names its product WD repeat domain 44 (gene wdr44). The record is from RefSeq and is a predicted model, not a curated record. The coding region runs from base 486 to 3353 and encodes 955 amino acids. The transcript is spliced from 20 exons. Gene Ontology annotation, molecular function: protein binding. Lineage: Eukaryota; Metazoa; Chordata; Actinopteri; Clupeiformes; Engraulidae.